AUGCUGCUGCGCCUGCUGCUGGCCUGGGCGGCCGCGGUGCCUACGCUGGGCCAGGCCCCCUGGGCCGCCGAGCCCCGCGCUGCCUGCGGCCCCGGCAGCUGCUACGCGCUCUUCCCGCGGCGCCGCACCUUCCUGGAGGCCUGGCGGGCCUGCCGCGAGCUGGGGGGCGACCUGGCCACGCCGCGGACCCCCGAGGAGGCCCGGCGCGUGGACAGCCUGGUGGGCUCCGGCCCGGCCAGCCGGCUGCUGUGGAUCGGGCUGCAGCGGCAGGCCCGGCACUGCCAGCCGCAGCGCCCACUGCGGGGCUUCACGUGGACCACAGGGGACCAGGACACGGCCUUCACCAACUGGGCCCAGCCCGCCACGGGGGGGCCCUGCCCGGCCCAGCGCUGCGCGGCCCUUGAGGCGAGUGGCGAGCAUCGCUGGCUCGAGGGCUCGUGCACGCUGGCCGUCGAUGGCUACCUGUGCCAGUUUGGCUUCGAGGGCUCCUGCCCAGCGCUGCCCGAUGAGGCAGGCCAGGCCGGCCCCGCCGUCUACACCACGCCCUUCCACCUGGUCUCGGCAGAGUUUCAGUGGCUGCCCUUCGGCUCUGUGGCCGCCGUGCCGUGCCAGGCUGGCAGAGAAGCCUCUCUGCUCUGCGUGAAGCAGCCUGACGGUGGCGUGGGCUGGUCGCGGACUGGGCCCUUGUGCCCCGGUACCGGCUGCGGCCCGGACAACGGCGGCUGUGAACACGAGUGCGUGGAGGAGGCGGCCGGCCGGGUGUCCUGUCGCUGCACCGAGGGCUUCCGGCUGGCAGUGGACGGGCGCAGCUGCGAGGACCCCUGUGCCCACGCCCUGUGUGAGCAGCAGUGUGAGCCUGGAGGGCCACAGGGCUACAGCUGCCACUGUCGCCUGGGUUUCCGGCCAGCCGAGGAUGAGCCACACCGCUGCGUGGACACAGAUGAAUGCCAGAUUGCCGGCGUGUGCCAGCAGAUGUGCGUCAACUACGUUGGUGGCUUCGAGUGCUACUGCAGCGAGGGCCACGAGCUGGAGGCUGACGGCAUCAGCUGCAGCCCCGCUGGGGCCGUGGGCGCCCGGGCUUCCCAGGACCUUGGGGACGAGUUGCUGGACGAUGGGGAGGAGGAAGAGGAUGAAGAUGAAACCUGGGAGGUCUUCGACGGUGGCUGGACAGAGAUGCCUGGGAUCCCGUGGAUGGAGGCCACGCAGUCACCUGACUUUGGCCUGGCCUAUCAACCUAGCUUCCCAGAGGACAGAGAGUCACGGAUGCCCUACCUGGACCCCACCUGGCCACCCCCGCUUAGUGCCCCUAGGGUCCCCUACCACUCCUCAGUGCUCUCUGUCACCCGGCCUGUGGUGGUCUCUGCCACGCGUCCACCCCUGCCCCCUGCCCCUCAGCCCCCCGUGAUCCCUGCAGUACAGCCAGCUUUGCCCUCUGACCACCAGUUCCCCAAGAUCUCAGCCAACUAUCCCGAUCUGCCUUCUGCCCACCGGCCCCCCGUUAUCUCUGCCACGCACCCAGGACCGACCCCUGCCCACCGGCCCCCAAUUAUCUCAGCCAAAUAUCCUCAACUGUUCCCCGCUCACCAGUCCCCCAUGUUUCCAGAUACCCAGGUCGUCGAUACCCAGAACACCACUCAAUUGCCUCGAAUCCCAGCUAACCACGCCCCUCUGGUCACCACCUCCAGCGCCCGUCAAACCCCUGUGACCCCAGAUAUCCCGGUCCUCAAAGCCCAGGCCACCCACCAUCCCAUUACUUCCACUGUCCAGCCUUCUCUGACCACUACCUCCAGGGCCCCUGUGUCGCCUGCCCAUCAAGUCCCCGUGCCUGCUGCCACCCUACCCCCAGCCUUCCACACUCCCCUGCCCCCAGAGAGCCCCACUAACCAGACCUCACUCGCUAGCCCGACACACCCCCAUUCCAAAGCCCCACAAGUCCCAAGGGAAGGUACCCCUGACCCCAACCUGGCCCCGUGGCUGCCCUCGGCGGUCCCCACAGCCCUGGGGGAGGCCAGUCCAGCAGGCCGCAGCCGCAGGGAUGAUCGGUGGCUGCUGGUGGCACUCCUAGUGCCAACAUGCGUCUUCUUGGUGGUCCUACUUGCACUGGGCAUCGUGUACUGUACCCGCUGUGGCCCCCACGCGCCCAAUAAGCGCGUGACCGACUGCUAUCGCUGGGUCACCCACGCCGGGAGCAAGGGCUCAACGGAACCCGCGCCCCACCGGGGCAGCCUCACAGGGGUGCAGACCUGCAGAACCAGCGUGUGAUGGGGCGCAGCCCCCGCUCUGUGGGGUGGGGGAAGGGGCAUGCGUUGGACACAUGGGCCAGGCUGCACCAGGGACCCACGGGGGCUGCCCAGCUGGACAGAAGGCUUCCUGGUCCCCCGGGCCCAGCCAGGCUCCUCUCUCAGUCAACCGCUAGACCUGACUCUUGGGAGCUCCGUUUCCUGGCCCAGCACUCACGACGGAGGAGAUGCCGAGGCCCCCCAGGACCUCAGGGGGUGGGUUCUGGGGUCUUCUCCAAUAAACGGGGUGCCAACCUCACCCAAAGCUCCUGACCCCCAUUGGUGCCUGAGGGGAGGGUCUGGGAGGACUCAGAAAAAAGAAGGAGGGGAUCUUCCUUCAGCUUGUUUGGGCUCCCCAGGAAAUAAGGUAAGACUCCUCAAGGCAGAGUGUGCUUUAGAGAUUCUCAGGGAAACAGGAGCCCAGAGAGGGCAGAACUUUGCCCAAGUUCACACCGAGAGCCUAGGAGUGGGAGGUUCGGCGUGAAGAGAGUUUCAUAUUGGUUCGUUCCUCUUUUUACCGUAACUCUUAGAAGGUGGGACUGAAUCUGGAAUGAGGGCUUCUGCUGAACUGGAGCCAAACUGGGGUUUAGGGGGUCAAAGGCAAGUUCUAGGCCUGGUGAUUCUGGGGAGUGAAGGCGGUCUAGAGGGUGAGCUCUGGUACUUCCCUUCCCCGCCCCGAAGGGCACCCAGAAGUUGGU
Messenger RNA from Physeter macrocephalus (sperm whale), 2977 nucleotides. RefSeq names its product CD248 molecule (gene CD248). The record is from RefSeq and is a predicted model, not a curated record. The coding region runs from base 1 to 2262 and encodes 753 amino acids. NCBI's taxonomy places the organism in Eukaryota, Metazoa, Chordata, Mammalia, Artiodactyla, Physeteridae. Gene Ontology annotation, molecular function: calcium ion binding; extracellular matrix binding; extracellular matrix protein binding. The transcript has a single exon. Gene Ontology annotation, biological process: cell migration. Gene Ontology annotation, cellular component: extracellular matrix; external side of plasma membrane.